Molecule: messenger RNA, 301 nt
Organism: Paramecium octaurelia
Lineage: Eukaryota; Ciliophora; Oligohymenophorea; Peniculida; Parameciidae
Source: the annotation of a GenBank genome assembly
GAUGAUUGGCUUUUAAAGAUUUAUGUGUCAUUCUUAUUUGAGCGAACCAUUAUAUUGCAUAUUGUUGAUUAAUGGGCAUAUCAAAAACAUUCUAAGACGAAUAACACAAAAAAUGAUUCAAUUCUUUGCAUUUAAAUUGGAUUUUGAUAAAGCUUAAAUUGUUAUGAGCAUGCAGUAUUUGAAUGAAUAAGUUAGAGAGGGGUAUAGAAGUGCUCUAAAUGACCAAUGAAAUAAAAAUCAAAGACUUUUUACUUUUUAUUCUAAUUUGAAAGGCAGUGGUAAUAAGAAAAAUAAAAAUACC